Molecule: messenger RNA, 735 nt
Organism: Conger conger (European conger)
Lineage: Eukaryota; Metazoa; Chordata; Actinopteri; Anguilliformes; Congridae
Gene: atp5pd
Product: ATP synthase peripheral stalk subunit d
Exons: 6
Coding region: 127-612 (161 amino acids)
Biological process (GO): proton motive force-driven ATP synthesis
Molecular function (GO): proton transmembrane transporter activity
Source: RefSeq, a predicted model, not a curated record
UAUUUCGGGGAUAUCCAUACUUGUUGUGGCAGCUGAGGCUUAUUAAUGUUUUACGUAAGUUCCGUAUCCGGGUGGACAUUUUUUUUCUUUUAGCCCUGUCGGUUAUUUUGGAAGGAAAUUGCGAAUAUGGCCGGGCGUCGCGCUGCUCUGAAAGCCAUCGACUGGAUGGCGUUUGCCGAAAGGGUUCCGCCGAACCAGAGGGCCAUGUUCAACGGCCUGAAGACGCGUAGCGAUGCCAUCGCCGCCAGGCUACGCUCUCUGCCAGAGAAACCCGCCGCCAUCGACUGGACCUUCUACAAGAGCGCCGUGGCCAACGUCGCCAUGGUCCAAGAGUUCGAGACAAAGUUCUCUGCUCUGGUCGUUCCUGAGCCUGUGGACACGGAGACCAGCAAGAUCGACGCCCAGGAGCUGGAGGCUAACAAACAAGCUGCUGCCUACGUUGAGGGAUCCAAAGCUCGCGUCACCCAGUAUGAGGAGGAGCUGGCGAAAUUCCAGAACAUGACUCCCUUCGAUCAGAUGACCAUCGAGGAUCUGAACAACACUUUUCCCGAGACUGCGCUGGACAAGGUCAAGUACCCGUACUGGCCACACAAGCCCAUCAGCGACCUGUAGCUCCUCCCCCUUCCUCCAGCCUGGCUUCCUGUUCGCACUCACCCAGCGGGAGCAGUGUGUGUGUGCACGCGCGUCCUCUGAUUAGAUGAGCUUCAAAAUAAAAGUCACUGUACAGUCCUGAGA